AUGGCGAAGAGGUCGCGCAGUGAGGAUGAGGAUGAUGACCUUCAGUAUGCUGAUCAUGAUUAUGAAGUACCACAACAAAAAGGAUUGAAAAAACUCUGGAACAGAGUAAAAUGGACGAGAGAUGAGGAUGAUAAGUUGAAGAAAUUGGUGGAACAACAUGGAACAGAUGAUUGGACACUAAUUGCUAGUCAUCUUCAAAACCGUUCUGAUUUUCAGUGCCAACAUCGAUGGCAGAAAGUUUUAAAUCCAGAAUUGAUAAAGGGUCCUUGGACUAAAGAAGAAGAUCAGAGGGUUAUUGAACUGGUUCAGAAAUAUGGACCAAAAAGGUGGUCUUUAAUUGCAAAACAUUUAAAAGGAAGAAUAGGCAAGCAGUGUAGAGAAAGAUGGCAUAAUCAUCUGAAUCCUGAAGUAAAGAAAUCUUCCUGGACAGAAGAAGAAGACAGGAUUAUCUACGAAGCACAUAAGCGGUUGGGAAAUCGUUGGGCAGAAAUUGCCAAACUGCUUCCUGGAAGGACUGAUAAUUCUAUCAAAAAUCAUUGGAAUUCUACUAUGCGAAGAAAAGUGGAACAGGAGGGCUACUUACAAGAUGGAAUAAAAUCAGAAAGAUCUUCAUCAAAACUUCAACACAAACCUUGUGCGACUAUGGACCAUUUGCAAACCCAGAAUCAAUUUUACAUACCUGUUCAGAUCCCUGGUUAUCAGUAUGUGUCACCUGAAGGCAAUUGUGUAGAACAUGUUCAGACUACUUCUGCCUUUAUUCAGCAACCCUUUGUUGAUGAAGAUCCUGAUAAGGAAAAGAAAAUAAAGGAACUUGAGAUGCUUCUUAUGUCAGCGGAGAAUGAAGUUAGAAGAAAGAGACUUCCGUCUCAACCUGGAAGCUUUUCUAGCUGGUCCGGUAGUUUCCUCAUGGAUGAUAGCAUGUCUAAUACUCUAAAUAGCCUUGAGGAACAUGCUACUGAGUUUUAUGGUAUGGAUGAAAAUCAAACUGCAUCUGCUCAGCAGAAUUCUCCCACGAAGUUCCUAGCUGUAGAGGCAAAUGCUGUGCUAUCUUCUCUACAGACCAUCCCUGAAUUUGCAGAAACUUUGGAACUUAUUGAAUCCGAUCCUGUAGCAUGGAGUGAUGUUACCAGUUUUGAUCUUUCUGAUGCUGCUGCUUCUCCUGUCAAGUCUACCCCAGUUAAACUAAUGCGAAUUCAACACAAUGAAGGAGCCAUGGAAUGUCAAUUUAAUGUCAGUCUUGUACUUGAAGGGAAAAAAAACAGUUGUAAUGGUGGAGACAAUGAGGCUGUGGCUUUAACAUCCCCAAAUGUGGCAAAAUUUAGCACUCCACCAACUAUACUCAGAAAGAAGAGAAGAAUGCGAAUAGGUCAGUCCCCAAACAGUGAACUUGGUGAUGGCACAUUCAACGAUGGCGGUAAUACAGCACUAAAGCACACACCGGUGAAAACACUACCAUUUUCUCCUUCACAGUUUUUCAACACAUGUCCUGGUAAUGAACAACUUAAUAUAGAAAACCCUUCAUUUACAUCAACCCCUAUUUGUGGGCAGAAAGUUCUCAUUACAACUCCUCUUCAGAAGGAAACAACUCCCAAAGAUCAAAAGGAAAAUGUCGGGUUUAGAACACCUACUAUUAGAAGAUCUAUAUUGGGUACCACACCAAGAACUCCUACCCCUUUUAAGAAUGCACUUGCUGCUCAGGAGAAAAAAUAUGGACCUCUUAAAAUUGUGUCCCAGCCACUUGCCUUCUUGGAAGAAGAUAUUCGAGAAGUUUUAAAAGAAGAAACUGGAACAGAUAUAUUCCUCAAAGAGGAAGAUGAACCUGCUUAUAAAAGUUGCAAACAAGAGCAUACUGCUUCUGUGAAGAAAGUCAGAAAGUCACUAAUCUUAGAUAAUUGGGAAAAAGAAGAACCAGGCACUCAACUGUUGACUGAGGACAUUUCAGAGAUGCAGUCAGAAAAUAUAUUUACAACAUCUUUAUUAAUGAUACCAUUAUUGGAAAUACAUGACAAUAGGUGCAACUUGACUCCUGAAAAACAAGAUAUAAAUUCAACCAACAAAACAUAUACACUUACUAGAAAGAAACCAAACUCUAACACUUCCAAAGGUGUCACAUUGGAAAAGAAUCUUCAGUCAAAUUGUGAAUGGGAAACAGUGGUUUAUGGGAAGACAGAAGACCAGCUUAUCAUGACUGAACAAGCAAGAAGAUAUCUGAGUACUUACACAGCUACCAGCAGCACUUCAAGAGCUCUAAUACUGUAA
Messenger RNA from Urocitellus parryii (Arctic ground squirrel), 2259 nucleotides. RefSeq names its product MYB proto-oncogene like 1 (gene Mybl1). Gene Ontology annotation, cellular component: nucleus. Gene Ontology annotation, molecular function: DNA-binding transcription factor activity, RNA polymerase II-specific; RNA polymerase II cis-regulatory region sequence-specific DNA binding. The record is from RefSeq and is a predicted model, not a curated record. Gene Ontology annotation, biological process: mitotic cell cycle; positive regulation of transcription by RNA polymerase II. Lineage: Eukaryota; Metazoa; Chordata; Mammalia; Rodentia; Sciuridae.